Molecule: messenger RNA, 5306 nt
Organism: Falco peregrinus (peregrine falcon)
Lineage: Eukaryota; Metazoa; Chordata; Aves; Falconiformes; Falconidae
Gene: HP1BP3
Product: heterochromatin protein 1 binding protein 3
Exons: 13
Coding region: 2793-4403 (536 amino acids)
Biological process (GO): nucleosome assembly; heterochromatin organization
Cellular component (GO): nucleus; chromosome; nucleosome
Molecular function (GO): DNA binding; nucleosome binding
Source: RefSeq, a predicted model, not a curated record
UGGACGGGGGCACAAGAGUUUUCUGCAUUGCUGUCACAAAACUUUCUAGUCUUUUGCUUUAUCUUUUUGAAAAACUGAAUUCAGGCCUGCCUGUUCAUAGUUGACAUUUCACACCCAGUCCAGAAAACUACUUUUUGAUCCCUCUAUGGAAAGAAAUAGGCUAAGCAAAAGCAGUCCUUGAGCUGUGAUGCUUUCAGAAGGUGCUGCUUCACCCCUUGAGAAUACUGAUGCUUGGAAAUGAAGAGGAGAUUAUCCUCCUGCCUCUUUGAUCAUCUUGGCCUUUUGAGCAGGAGGUGAUCCACAUGUGGGAAUGCAGAGGGAAUCAACAAGCUCCUGUUUGGAUCCCUCUGAAUUUCUGCUGGGUGAUAGCUUAUUUGCGUGUAUUGUAGAGACUGAAGUUACAAAUCGUGCUCCAUUAAGUUUCACUCUUGAGAGCAAAGAGACUCAAAUAGUUUAUACUGUGAUCUAAACACAGGGGUUUGUUUUUUUAGAACUUGGGGAAUUCUAAGUCAAAAGUUGGGAGUACUGUGUUUUCAUUCAUGUGACAUGCAGGUCACACAGUUUAAAAAUAAAAAAGACCCAUGACCAGGUCAGCCACAGUCCAUGCUUGUAUAUGUGUGUUAGUAAUCCCAGGGAAAUCAUCCUUUGUAGCCCCCAACUCAUUUCCCUGAGGAUGGAUCUGCAACUGGUGAUUCUAGGAAUCACUUCAAAAUGCUGGGAUUUUUUUAAAGGGCUGCAGGCCAUGCUUACUAGAAAAAAUAUUUCAUACUGAGCUGAAGCCUGGCAAAAAUUUUCAUUUUUCCUCUACUUGUCACACUUGAGGGAGGAAAGUCCCUUAAAAUAGGCCAAAAAAUAAGUGCUGGGCUAUAUAGUUCAUCUGUUCUAUUUGGCCAUUAGUAUUUUUUCCCAUCCUGAAAUUUCAUGAGAAGCUUCAUUCAUCUCAUUUAUUUUGGUUUUGGUGUGUAGUGUGUUUUGAUUUUUCUGUUUUAUCUCAGAAGAAAACAUCUGGCACUGUUACUACUCAUUUGCUUUUACUGGUGCUGAAGACGGGACUAGUUCACUCUCGUUUUUCAGAAUGACUGUUCCGUGUCAAAGGAAAAGUUGCAGAAGCAGAUUGACUGCCUUUAGCUGUCAGAAGUGCUGCAUUUCGAAGGUGGCCCACUAGAUGAAUGUUUUUUAGAGCAUCUCUCAUGGAAAUGCUGCCAAGCAACAUGUCUAGUCCUCCUGCUAGCAGACUAAACAGAAAGUCUCUUGGUCACUUGUACCAUAGGUGUGUGUGCACCUGAUGUGACACUGCACCCCACCUGCAGCAGCAGUGGAUUUAAUUUAUUAAUUUAUCAGUUUAUUAUCUGGGGGGGGGAGGCCUUGUAGAUACAGGGGUGUAGCCUCUUAAAUCGCCAGUCCUUGUGAACCAUCGUAUUGUGUACCCCUUGGCUCUUCUUACACUGCCACUGGUUUCUGAACGGAAACUACUUGACACAGCUUGGAGGCUUAACAAAAAGUACUCUGUGCAGACUAGCUGGAUUUUGGUUUGCCUGGGAAAAUAACUGAGGUAAAGAGAAUCCCUCCAAUAGAUUAGGAGCCCCCACUGCUGAGUAAUGAAAGCACUGUAUUUUGGGGCAAGAAUAUGGAGUAAAUGAGACAGUAUUGGUGUGACGUACGGAGCAUCCAUCCCUGCAAUGGAGAAUGCAGUGCAAAGUGCUGAAACUGGUGAAAGUCAUCUUGAAAACAGUGCCAGGAAUGAUGUUAGGUCUCCAUUCAAGAGGAGAAUACUCAGGCUGGGGAAGUGCCUGUUAAAAGUGGAGAUUUAUGGUAAGUGCCUGCCUUCUCAUCCGAGCAAACAAAAACAUCCAGAAUAGGUAGAAAUUGGGAGUAUUUGGCUAUUUCUCUUUAAGGAAGACAAGAGAGCAGCCUGGAGCUUGAUCUUUGGGUGGAAUGGGCAAGAAUGGGUCCAGCCCUGGUGGGCUGGAGGUGAGGCUUUGCUUCUGAGGUUUUUAAAGGGGGUGCUGAGAAGAGGGAGUGAAUGAGCAAGUAGACUGUCUGUUUUGUGGUGGACAUAGUGGUGCACCUCUCCUUAGGAGAGACUGACGCAGGCAGAUGGGCAGCAGGUAAGAAAGACUAUGGAAGUAUAAUGGCAGUAAGGGGUGAGCCUUGAUGAGGGUUAAACUAAGCUUAAUCCAUUUGGUACCCGUGACAGUGCAUGCAUUUGGAGGAAAAGUUUUGUAAAGCUUACGUUUAUUUUGUAGAAGGUGUGGAGACUGCUGGUUUGAUGGCUGUUUUCUUCUUCAGGGACUCCUUCAUUUCUAUCAAUUGCAUGGGGUUUAGUUUGGGAGAGGUGUGGUUCGGAUCCCCAAUGUAUGUGUUUUCUCCCUAACAUAAAUUUAUUGGUUUGAUUCUUUAGGCGAUAGAAGCUGGAUCAAUGUAUCAGCUCCUGCUUUUACCUAAAGUCAGUGACUGACUAGUUACCUCAGUGCCUUUAGGCACAGUGCAAUGUUUGCUUCUCAUUAACGCUUUCUGUUAAUUUAAAAAGCCUUUUUAUUCUUUCAGAUAUGUUUUAAUGGAGCAGGCUGCAGGUCUGGCUUAUACCUUUACUAUUUCUGCUACAUCCAUAGCACUCAAGUUUGCAUAUGUGUUUUAGCAUCUUUGUUGAAUGCAAGUCUUGAUUCUCAGUUAUGUUAGUCAUAAGCUGUUGACUCCUCACUGCACUGUGAAAACCAUUAGGAAAAGGUCCUUGGGGUUAAAACCUGGGGCUCCACAGUGUUAGCUGCACUUGGGGCUAGAAAUUAAUUUUAAUGGCGACUGAUCUGUCUGAAGCUGAACCCGUGCAUCAUAAGAAAGUUGAAGACGACACAAUGCCAAUCCGCCGCUCGAUGAAUUCUUCUUCCCGGGAAACUCCUCCCAAAAGCAAACCUGCCGAAGGUGAAGAGGUCAAAGCAGAUGCAGAAGUCACCUCUGAGGAAUCUGCCUCUGCUGGAGAACAAGAGAAUGAAACCGUGCCUGCUGCAUCCAGUGAAGCCGAACAGCCAAAGGAACCUGAGAACAAAGGGAAAGGGGAAACAAAGUCCUCAGAAGAAACCAAAAAGGACGAGAAGGAUCAGUCUAAGGAAAAGGAGAAGAAGGUGAAAAAGACCAUUCCUGCAUGGGCUACUCUUUCCGCUAGCCAGCUAGCUAGAGCACAGAAGCAAACUCAGAUGGCUGCCACCUCGCGUCCCAAAAUGGAUGCUAUUUUAAUUGAGGCCAUCGGGGCGUGCUUUCAAAAGAGUGGCGCGUCAGUCGUUGCAAUACGCAAAUACAUCAUCCACAAGUACCCUUCCCUGGAGCUCGAGAGGAGAGGCUAUCUUCUAAAGCAAGCAUUGAAAAGGGAGCUGGAGAGAGGAAUUAUUAGACAGGUGAAAGGAAAAGGAGCUUCUGGGAGCUUUGUGGUGGUGUCUAAUGCAGGAAAAACUGUUCCAAAGGCCAGAGACAGAAAGAAAAGCACUUCCAUGUUGACUGCAGAGCAACAAGUCAAGCUGGAAGAUAUCCUGCCACUGGCUUUUACCCGCCUUUGUGAACCAAAGGAAGCUUCUUACAGCCUGAUCAAGAAAUACGUGUCUCAGUAUUACCCCAAACUCAAACUAGAUAUGAGACCCCAGCUGUUGAAGAAUGCCCUGCAGAGAGCUGUAGAGAAGGGCCAGUUAGAGCAGAUCACAGGGAAGGGAGCAUCUGGGACAUUCCAGCUGAAGAAAUCAGGGGAGAAGCCCCUGCUGGGUGGGACUCUGAUGGAAGACGCCAUCCUGUCUGCUAUUGCGGCCAUGAACGAACCGAAGACCUGCUCCACCACAGCGCUGAAGAAGUAUAUCCUGGAAAACCACCCAGGGACCAACUCCAACUUCCAGGUGCAUCUGCUGAAGAGAACCCUGCAGAAAUGUGAGAAGAAUGGCUGGAUGGAGCAAAUUUCUGGAAAGGGCUUCAGUGGAACUUUUCAGCUUUGCUUCCCUUAUUAUCCUAGCCCAGAUGUGCUCUACCCAGAGAAGCAGCAGGACUCUGAAGAAUCUGAUGAGGAGGAAGAGGAGGAAUCUGAGGACGAAGAAUCUGAAGAGGAAGAGUCUGAGGAGGAAGAACCACCACCAAAGAAGAGGAUGCAGAAGAGACCACCUCCAAAAUCACAGAGCAGGGCCCCUCCAAUGAAACGAAGAGAAUCCAAACCCAAGCCAAGAAAAACUCCUGCAGCCCAUGGGGGGAAAGCAAAGCCCCCUCCCAAGGUUAAAACCCCUGCUAAGAAAGCCAAACCAGCAGCCCCAGCCAUCAAGAAACCCUCUGGUGGCAGCUCUUCCAAGAAACCAGCAGCCAGGGGAAGGAAGGAAGUGAAAUCCUCUGCCAAGGGCAAGUCCACCAUGAGGAAAUCUCUCCAGGCAAAAAAGUAAAUUUUUCCACUGUCAGGGAAUCCCAUGGUCAAAUCCACAAUCUUGUUUUAUAAGUCAACGUGCAUUUGUGUUUUAGUUCUGAUGCUUAAAUGCUUCUUUUUUUUUUUUUUUUCUUGAGUAAUGGGGGAAAAGCUGAAAACUAAAUCAAACCAACCCGAGCAUUUGUUAGAUCUCAGUGCUGUGCCUCGUGCCUGCCCCCCCCCGGAACAAGUCAUCUUUAGUUUCUGCAAUAAUUUUAGGACUUUUGUAGGACAUAUAUAAUCUGUACAUUUUGUGGUGUUCCUUUUGGGUUUGGGGGGAGGGUUGGCUUUUAAAAAUUCUUCAAAGAAGAUCUUUUUAUCUUUAGACAGCAGGAACAGGAUGAUUGGGGGAAUGUGAUUCUUAAUGAGAAGGUACAGCGGCAGAAGAGUCCUCCCUAGAUCCCCUGCAUGACGAGGUCCUUAACGCUUCUGUAAAGAAGCAUUGUAUAUACAGCACUUGCACUGAGUCCUGGAGGUGCUUCUUUCUGCUUGGCUGUUAGAGUGACAGGCUGAGGAGACAGCACCUUUGCUCCUUCAGACCAGCAAAGUUUGUUUGACGGUUAGUCAGAUCUUCAGUAAACAGAGGCUGCAGCGUCUACUGAUGGUCUGAUGCCAGAGGGGCUCCCAAAGGGGCAGUUCUCGGUUAGGCGGGUGAUUUGAAUUAGUAUUUCCACACCACAUCUGUUACCUUAAAACCAAAAUAUAUAAAAGUCUUCUUGAAUCCAACUUUCAAAUGUUUUUAAGAGAUGAAGAGCCUGAGUUUUGUCACCUCUUGUUUACCCUUUUUUUAAAGAAAAGUUGGAGAGCUAUACAAUUGCUAAUGUAGAGAUGUUGAUAAGUGAAGAACAUGCAGUUUGCUAAAAUAAAAUGAAACUGGAUUCCA